GCGAUGGUGCUUGGAGCCUCCGAGGACGCUCACGCGGUAGGAGUCUCGCUCGUCGUCCGGGGUCCCGAGGCGCGGUCCAGUCUGGGAAUAUGAGCAAAGCGGACGUCCCGUGCCGAUCGCUGACUUUCACCAUCGACAACAUCCUGAACCUGAAGCAGAGGAGCGGCGGUGGCGGCGGCGGCGGUGGCGGCGGCGGCUUGGGUGCCUACGCCUCGAAGGGGCAGACCGACAGCGGAUGUAACGCCGACUUCCAGCCUCCGUACGUGGAGGAGCUGUUCCACGUCCGGAGGCGGCAUCAGUCCGGCAGCUUAUCGAGCGACACAGCGCAGACAAACGGGGUCCUUCACGAUGCCUCCGACGGUGCGGGGACGGCCCGCCGGGACGGCGCGGUGACGAUGAUUGACGGCCGUGCGCGCGCGGAAAGCGCCCGCGACGCGUCCGAGCAACGCGACGCCGACGCGGAAGCCAAAGCGGCGGCGGUGAAGAAGAAGACGCGCACCAUCUUCUCCAAAAGACAGAUAUUCCAGCUGGAGGCCACCUUCGACGUGAAGCGGUACCUCAGCAGCACCGAGCGGGCCUGCCUCGCCAGCUCGCUGCAGCUCACCGAGACGCAGGUGAAGAUCUGGUUCCAGAACCGCCGCAACAAGCUGAAGAGGCAGUUGUCCACGGACAUGGACGGGUCCGUCGGCGUGGAGCCCUACUGCGACGCUGGGAAAAAUGUGCAAUUACCGACUUUUUACAAGGACGGCCACUUUUUGGGCGGCUGCCUGUUGCCGAUGCCUUUCCCCGUGAUGUACCCUGCGGCUGCAAACGCUGCGCCUUACGUCUACUUCUCCACUGCUGGCAAAUGUUUUGGUCUGUUCGACUCGGAUGGAUGA
Molecule: messenger RNA, 878 nt
Organism: Lampris incognitus (smalleye Pacific opah)
Lineage: Eukaryota; Metazoa; Chordata; Actinopteri; Lampriformes; Lampridae
Product: homeobox protein HMX1-like
Exons: 2
Coding region: 90-878 (262 amino acids)
Biological process (GO): regulation of transcription by RNA polymerase II
Cellular component (GO): nucleus
Molecular function (GO): DNA-binding transcription factor activity, RNA polymerase II-specific; RNA polymerase II transcription regulatory region sequence-specific DNA binding
Source: RefSeq, a predicted model, not a curated record